Messenger RNA from Rosa rugosa (rugosa rose), 1066 nucleotides. RefSeq lists its product as uncharacterized. The record is from RefSeq and is a predicted model, not a curated record. NCBI's taxonomy places the organism in Eukaryota, Viridiplantae, Streptophyta, Magnoliopsida, Rosales, Rosaceae. The transcript is spliced from 6 exons. The coding region runs from base 107 to 757 and encodes 216 amino acids.
AGGAUCUCUGACUUUAGAGAUUUUCCCGAGCGCAAUAUCUUUCGGUUGUUGAAGGUUCCCAUAUACCAUGGUCGGAUAGUGAAUCCUAGAGAGUUAUCUGCAUUAUAUGAAGCAAUUGGUAAAAAGUCUCUUACGUACUGAACUUCGAGCUGAGGGUGGUGAGCUAUUUGAAUCAUUUGUGGAGAAUAUCCAUAAUAAGAAAGUUACUAUUCAUGGCCUUGAGCAAUUAUGUACUGUCUUGAAUGUUGAUGACCAGAACACUGAUACACUAUGCACAUUUGUCGUAAAUGAUCAAUUUGUGGUGAUGUCGAAGGUCAACAAGGUUUUGAAAAUCUUGAGAGAUGCUGAAAAUUGGCCAGAUGAGAACAUGUGGAUUGCUCCUCUUGGAUUAUACCAUGAAAAAUGGCAGGUCCUAGGACGUCCUGCUGAUCAGUAUCAAAUUCUAAUCAUUGGUAGUCACAACUUUAAUGUUUUGGCUAUCGAAGCCAUCACUGAAAUGAACGAACUGAACAAAGAAAUGAUAUAUCGUCAUUGUGUGCUGAUGGAUGAUGCAUGGCCUGUGGUUAGUACCGUUGAUCUUGAUUUGAUUGUGGUAGAACGUGAGAUUGUCAUAAAUAUGGGGCUUAAGGAAUUUCAGGAUAUUUCAAAAAGAUGGAGGCAAGAAUUGGCAUUUAGAGGGGCCAUUUUUAAAAGUCCUGCGAACAUUUCUUUGGCAUCCGUAGAAUUGGGAACUCUCAUGUAUGACAGUUGUAAAUAAAGUUGCUGACAGUUUAUCAAAGCAAAGUCUGGUAAGGGACUAUGGUGUUGUCUACAUGAACUUCCCUUCUGCGCAUUUUACUGGAAUUUAGCUUGAAGCUUUAAUAGGCUUGUGCCUGAUUGUAGCUUGCUUUAAUUUGCUUUCUUCUGGGCCUACAUGGGUGGCCAAAACUGAUUCUAAUUCUGCUUCUGAAACAUGAGGUUUAGAACCAAAAGCAGUGGUUAACUUCUUGGUACGAGGAAAAUGUUAUUUUCUUGUAUAUAUGUUCUAUAACAACCAAACUCAGUGGUUAACUUUUUGGUAUGUGAA